Dicentrarchus labrax (European seabass) is the source of this 3756-nucleotide messenger RNA. RefSeq lists its product as uncharacterized. The transcript is spliced from 19 exons. Bases 175 to 2811 code for a protein of 878 amino acids. NCBI's taxonomy places the organism in Eukaryota, Metazoa, Chordata, Actinopteri, Moronidae. The record is from RefSeq and is a predicted model, not a curated record.
UACUCUUACAGACAGGUUGUGUUUGCGGCGUCACAUAUGUGAAAUGGAUUAAAUAAAUAACGAUAUUGUAGAUUGUACAUGAAAUCCACACUUGAGAAGAAGGGACUAUAAAUAUUUCUUCUAAGUAGUAUCUAUUUCUUUUUCUAAUUGGAGAUUGAUUCAAGACCAGAAAAGAUGGGUGUUGGACCCAUCUUAUCAAUUUUGAUGAUAUGUAUGGGAUCAACCACAACUGGUGGGUCAACAACAACUACAAGGCCAAGGACAACUGGAAUCACUGCAGCUCCUUCACCAGUUGUGCUUCUCACAGCAACCUUGCAAGAACCAUUUGUGGAAGAACUCAACAAUCGCAGCAGCACGGAAUACAGAAAUCUUGAAAGACAAGUUGUAGCAAUCUGCGACUUCAUCUUCAAUGAGAGAUUCGGGCUUCUUUUCAUCCGCACCUUUGUCAUUCAAUUUCGGCCACAAAUGGGAAACAUCCAAGCAGAGGUGGGGCUCGAGUUCAACAACACGGCAUCACCCGAUCAAAUCCCACAGGCCGAUGUUGCUGCAGAAACCUUGAGAGUUGCUGUGAAUAACACAAGCAACACCUUCAACCUCACUAUCGAUCCAGCCUCCAUCGAAGUCAUUCGAUCAACAACAACUACAAGGCCAAGGACAACUGGAAUCACUGCAGCUCCUUCACCAGUUGUGCUUCUCACAGCAACCUUGCAAGAACCAUUUGUAGAAGAACUCAACAAUCGCAGCAGCGCGGAAUACAGAAAUCUUGAAAGACAAGUUUUAGCAAUCUGCGACUUCAUCUUCAGUGAGAGAUUUGGGCUUCUUUUCAUCCGCACCUUUGUCAUUCAAUUUCGGCCACAAAUGGGAAACAUCCAAGCAGAGGUGGGGCUAGAGUUCAACAACACGGCAUCACCCGAUCGAAUCCCACAGGCCGAUGUUGUUGCAGAAACCUUGAGAGUUGCUGUGAAUAACGCAAGCAACACCUUCAACCUCAGUAUCGAUCCAGCCUCCAUCAAAGUCAUUCGAUCAACAACAACUACAAGGCCAAGGACAACUGGAAUCACUGCAGCUCCUUCACCAGUUGUGCUUCUCACAGCAACCCUGCAAGAACCAUUUGUAGAAGAACUCAACAAUCGCAGCAGCGCGGAAUACAGAAAUCUUGAAAGACAAGUUGUAGCAAUCUGCGACUUCAUCUUCAGUGAGAGAUUCAGGCUUCUUUUCAUCCGCACCUUUGUCAUUCAAUUUCGGCCACAAAUGAGAUACAUCCAAGCAGAGGUGGGGCUCGAGUUCAACAACACGGCAUCACCCGAUCAAAUCCCACAGGCCGAUGUUGUUGCAGAAACCUUGAGAGUUGCUGUGAAUAACACAAACAACAACUUCAACCUCAGUAUCGAUCCAGCCUCCAUCAAAGUAAUUCGAAGAACAAUUGGUGUGUCCACUACAAAUGCUGGGUCCACAUCAUCCAGCAGUUCUGCUCCAACAGGAGGGUCAACAACAAUCGGUGGGUCAUCAACAGCUGGAGGUUCAACCACAAGUCGUGGGCCAAUGACAACUGUAGCAUCAAUGACACCUGGUGGGUCAACAAGUACUAUUGGAUCCAGUACAAAUGCUGGGUCAACAACAACUGGCAGUUCUGCUGCAACAGGAGGAUCAACAACAAUUGGUGGGUCCACAACACCUGGAGGUUCAAGCACAAGUCGUGGGUCAACGACAACUGGAGCAUCAGUGUCACCUGGUGGGUCAACAACAACUAGAGGUUCAACCACAAGUCGUGGGCCAAUGACAACUGUAGCAUCAAUGACACCUGGUGGGUCAACAACAACUGGCAGUUCUGCUGCAACAGGAGGGUCAACAACAGCUGGUCCUUUGGUUCCAACUGAUGGAUCAGUUACAUCUUUAGGAACAACUAGUCCUGGUGGAUCAGAUGGUGCAGUUACCACAACUCCCCCACCAGUUUUUGUUCUUGGAGCCACCCUGGAAGAACCAUUUGUUGAAGAAUUCAAUAAUCCAAGCAGUGUACAAUACAGAAAUCUUGAAAUACAAAUUGUAACAGUGUGUGACAUCAUCUACAGAGCAAGAUAUGGGUUUCUUUUCAUCCGCACUUUUGUCAUUAGAUUUCGUCGUGUUGUAGCAAGGACACGCAUGGAAACCACUCAAGCAGAUAUCGGACUCGAGUUCAACAAUACAGCUUCACCAAAUCAAAUCCCACAGGCUAAUAAUGUUGUAAAGACUUUACAACUUGCCUUGAUGAACCCAAACAACACCUUCAACCUCACUCUUGAUACAAACUCCAUUGAGAUCAUACGAACUCCAAAUAUGACAUCAAGUUCAACUACAGCUACUGCUGCAUCGACUACUGCUGUAACAUCAGUUGCUACAACUAAUAUGCAACUCAUAAAACGGAGGUUGACUUUCAGAUCUGCUGGAGAAACAUUUACAAGCGACUUGCUGAAUCCAGCAUCUUUAGCAUUUAUAAAUCGAGCUGCAAUGAUAAAGUCGAUGCUCGAACCUUUCUACCAAAAAGCAUUCUCUUCAUUCAGAUCAUUGACAGUGAUUUCAUUCAGAAAUGGAUCAAUCAUCAACACAAUGGACCUUGGAUUUGCAUCCACCUCUGUUCCUAAUGACACUCAGAUUGCAGAUGUUCUGGCUGGAGCAGCUUCAAAUAUCACAGCCUUCAACAUUGACACCACCUCCAUUAUUGUGGAUGGCAUACAGGUCUCAAGUGGAGUAAGCCACAAGAUCAGUUUCAUCACUGCGUCCUUCCUUGUGCUGCUGUCAUGGCUACUGUCAAGCCAGCAAUUGCUUAUGUGCUGAUGUCCCUGUGGAACCCCAUGAGAAAGUAACUGCUAUCAAUGAUAUGAAAAAUGAUUUUCUUGUCAAUAAAAAUUACACUUGUGAGAAUUUCAAUUUCUAAAUGACUUGGGAAAAACUGUCACUUAUUACAUUUAAACUUGGGGUAACCUGACACAUAAAUGAAAGGGAAUUUCUAUUCAGUCUUGACUGCACACACCUUGAUCCAAUGCAACCCUCCAGGUCCAUUCAUCAUGUGGCCAACUUCAAGCACAUGGUAAUAACUUCUAAAAUAAUUACUGUAAACGAAAUAGACUUAGGGCAAUUAAACCAUAUUACAUUGAUGACCCCAUGCAUAAUAUUUUCUGUACAUGUUAACAUUUAAAUGAUCGACUACCAUGUGCUAUAAUCAUAUUUAGAACCAAUGUGUAUUUCACUCAACAUGCCUAAAUCCUACUGUAAUCAAAAUUGUAGAUGUUUGGCAAGCUUAAAUUGUUCCCUCAAUCCAAAUUGCCUAAAAAAUAUAUUCAGACCAUUGAGGAAUUUGACUUCAGAAUGAAGUCUUUAAGAUCAGUUGCUUAGAUAGUAAAGUUGACAAUCUUACUUAUAUAAAAUGUAAUGGUGUGCUCAUUGUUCUAACCCUAACUCAGAUAUAUGCUGAAGGUUGUGUCACGCAUUAAUGCCUUGUAUCAGAAGAAUAAUGUCUUGUAUAAUUAUCCAUUCACAGUCCUUAUUAACUUGUAUUUCUAUUAUAUAUAUGAGUAUUCUGAGAGCUUACCUUUAUUUCUUUUUUUGUGUAUUUUUUUGUGUAUUUUCUUCCUAAUAUACAUACGAAUAUGAAGAUGACAAAAAAUCUGUUUAUGCUGUAACAUUUUACAAUCUUAAUGUGGUGAUGCACAGCAUUUUGAAGAUAAGGUAUGUGGAGGAAAAAAAUGUUUUCUAUUAAAGGCAUAUGUAUAAACUACCAAA